Coregonus sp. 'balchen' is the source of this 2064-nucleotide messenger RNA. Lineage: Eukaryota; Metazoa; Chordata; Actinopteri; Salmoniformes; Salmonidae. The record is from the annotation of a GenBank genome assembly.
AUGGUGUUCCCUGUGCAGUGUGCACCAUGUCAACUUGGUUUAAACUUAACAUUCCACACUUACAAUUCCACCUCUAGUUACUCUGACAUCAUCAUUGAGCGUGAGGUCCUGAUGCAGAAGUACAUCCACCUGGUCCAGAUCAUGGAAACAGAGAAGGUGGCGGCCAACCAGCUACGCACUCAGCUAGAGGACCAGGACACAGAGAUCGAGAGGCUCAAAGCAGAGGUACACACACACACAUAGACAGAUUAACUCGCACACUCAUACACACAACACACGUAGCCACACACACAUGCUCACACACAAAAAUACACACACAAAUAAAGGUUUCCAUUAGGCAAGGGGAUCUGGCUGGUGUUUGUUUUGUGUUGAUUGUUGUGUGUUGACUGUUGUGUGUUGACUGUUGACUGUGUUCUUCCAGAUCGUGCUGUUGAACAAGGCCAAGGAGAGGAUGCUGCCUUACCAGACCAACCAGGAGGAGGAAGACCCAGACAUUAAAAAGAUCAAAAAGGUUCAGAGUUUCAUGCGAGGCUGGCUGUGUCGGAGGAAGUGGAAGAUCAUCGUCCAGGACUACAUCUGUUCUCCCCACGCUGAGAACAUGAGGAAGAGGAACCACAUUGUGUUCAACAUGGUGGAGGCAGAGACCGAGUACGUCUGCCAGCUCUCUGUCCUGGUCAACUUCUUCCUCAGGCCCCUACGUAUGGCUGCCAGCUCCAAGAAACCUCCCAUCAGCCACGACGACGUCAGCAGCAUCUUCCUCAAUAGGUAACACACAGUCUGGACCCCUCCAGAACCAGUCCAUAGCCCCUACACCCUAUACACUUGUGUUGAUCUGAAAGGAUUGAAUAGUUCUAAGCAAUAUCUUCUUCUUCUUUGUGUCCCCAGUGAGACCAUCAUGUUCCUCCAUGAGAUCUUCCACCAGGGCUUGAAGGCUCGGAUAGCCAACUGGCCUACGCUGGUGCUAGGUGAGUGAUCAAUGAUUGAGUGAGCUGGGUGAGAUAUGAGGCAUCUAUGUUGGGUCAAAUCUACUCUAGCUAACCUCUACCAUUGUCCUUGUGUGGAAUGUCUAGUGAACUAAUGUGUUUUAUGUGUCUGUCUCUCUAGCGGACCUGUUUGACAUCCUGCUGCCCAUGCUGAACAUCUACCAGGAGUUUGUGAGGAACCACCAGUACAGCCUGCAGGUUCUGGCCAACUGUAAACAGAACAGGGACUUUGACAAGCUGCUGAAGCAGUAUGAGGCGAACGCUGCCUGUGAGGGACGCAUGCUGGAGACCUUCCUCACAUACCCAAUGUUCCAGGUAACACGCGCACACUCACACACACGUGCGUCCAGACCUCAAUAACCUCCAACCUUUAACCCCUCCUCUCCCACAUCUAGUAUAUGGCCCAGAUCUGACUGACUGACAGACACCUCUCCAUUGUGUUUCAGAUUCCUCGUUACAUCAUCACUCUCCAUGAGCUGCUGGCACAUACACCUCAUGAGCACGUGGAGCGCAAGAGCCUGGAGUUUGCCAAGUCCAAACUAGAGGAGCUGUCAAAGUGAGGAUAAUGGAGCUGUAGUUAACAGUGGUUGUGUAGUAGAUCAUGUAGUUAACAAUGGUUGUGUAGUGGAUAAUGUAGCUAACGGUGAUUGUGUUGUCAGGAUGAUGCAUGAUGAGGUGAGCGAUACAGAGAACAUUCGUAAGAAUCUGGCCAUCGAGAGAAUGAUCGUAGAAGGCUGUGACAUAUUACUGGAUACCAGCCAGACCUUUGUCAGACAGGGUGAGUACACACCCACACAUACAAAUGCACUCACACAUACACACACACACCAACCAGAAUCCAGAACAUUAUAAGAUGGUUACCGGUAACUGUCAUCAGUAGUACAGUAUGUGUAACCUAUGUUUUUAGUUUUUUCCCCCUCCCACCAAACACACACACACUCUCUGUCUUUACCCAUCAGGCUCUCUGAUCCAGCUCCCAUCCAGCAGUGAACGGGGCAUGCUCAGUAAGGUCCGUCUGGGCUCUCUGUCCCUCAGGAAGGAAGGAGAACGACAGUGCUUCCUGUUUACAAAACACUUUCUU